This is a messenger RNA of Phaedon cochleariae (mustard beetle), 1640 nucleotides long. The record is from the annotation of a GenBank genome assembly. Lineage: Eukaryota; Metazoa; Arthropoda; Insecta; Coleoptera; Chrysomelidae.
ACACUCGACAAUCUAUGCUCGACCCUAUAGUCUGUAGCUCAUCAUACGUUCAUUGAAAUGACUUCCAGAGGGCCCCCAAAAACCAAGGUACAGGUGGAAACCUCGCUGGAGAACCCGGAUUACGACGCUAUAAUCCUGGUAGCAUCUCCGGAACAGAAAUUACAGUCUGGCAAGCUACAAACCGUCGUUUCGGGAGCUCUCAACUUGGACCCGUCGUUGAAAACAGAGUUGGCCAUUUUGCCGGUUGAUUUGCCUGCCGGUAGGGUGGUUUAUUCUCCGACCGGACCGAUCGAUGACGACUACGGUGACGUCAGAAGUUUCAAGGAUAGCGCCAAAGCUGCCGUUAAGAGGGCGCUCAAAGCGGGAAUCAGGAGGCCGUUGCUGGUCCUUGAAGGACAUCCCAGAUUCGAGCAAGCUGAAUUGGUUACUCUCUUAGGGGUGCUGGAGGCUUUGUACACGCCAAUCCAAAUUCGCGAACAUGACCCAUCUAAAACCCACAAAGUUGAUGUCCUUGGAGUAUUCACCCAUAAUCCGGACAAGACUGAAAAGCUAGUCAACAUUGCCCAGAUACUAGAAGAAGGAAGAAGAGUAGCUUGCGACAUAGGCGACUGCGAUCCAGAAAGAAUGGCACCUCCCCGGAUAGAGGAGUACCUCAAGGAUCUGUUCGCAGGCACCGGAGUCAAUAUGGAAGUCGUCAGUGACGUUGGGAUUUUCAAAAAGGAUUACCCGCUUUUUGAGGCUGUGAACAGAGCUGCCAGCUGUCAGGAGAGGCACAAGGGAAGGAUAGUUUAUCUGGAGUAUAAUCCUCCUGAAACAGUCGAGAAAACUUUGUACUUAGUAGGAAAAGGUGUGACGUACGACACAGGCGGAGCCGACGUCAAAAUAAGCGGCAACAUGGUGGGUAUGUCACGUGACAAGUGUGGUGCUGCCGCAGCGGCAGGAUUCAUGCACAUAGUGCGUCUACUGCAGCCAAAAAACAUCAAGGUGGUUGUUGGUUUGAGCUUGGUGCGAAACAGCAUCGGAAGCAACAGCUAUGUCGCUGAUGAGGUCAUCACUGCCAGGUCUGGGGCCAGGGUGAGGGUAGUGAAUACUGAUGCAGAGGGAAGGAUGGUAAUGGCCGAUGUACUUUGCAAGUUCAAAGAGGCUGCUUUGCGUGCUGUGAACCCUCACAUUUUCACCAUUGCAACUCUGACUGGCCAUGCUUGCCGUACUGUUGGACUAGGUUAUACCAUAAUCAUGGACAACGGCCCUGCACGGAACGUCAACACGAACAGAAUUCUACAGGAGGCCUCCGAAAAAAUUGCCGAUCCCUUCGAAAUCUCCACGAUUCGUCGUGAGGACUUCGCCAAUCACAAGGGGAUCAUGGAGGGAGAUGACGUCAUCCAAAGUCAGGCCAAACCAUCGAUUCAAGUGUCGAGAGGUCACCAAGGUCCUGCGGCUUUCCUGAUAAUGGCAUCGGGGUUGGAGAAACAUGGUUCAGGAAGUAGCCAACCGUUGAAGUACAGCCAUCUUGAUAUAGCUGCCUCUAGCGGUGACUUACCGAACCCAGCAACUGGUUCUCCAAUUCUGGCUCUGGCCCAAGCAUACUUACUUUGAAGAACUUAUGAUACCGAUGUAACUUUUUCAUCAUUAUAUUAUUC